This is a messenger RNA of Torulaspora globosa, 453 nucleotides long. It is a transcript of the gene HNT1, whose product is annotated as adenosine 5'-monophosphoramidase. The transcript has a single exon. NCBI's taxonomy places the organism in Eukaryota, Fungi, Ascomycota, Saccharomycetes, Saccharomycetales, Saccharomycetaceae. Gene Ontology annotation, molecular function: catalytic activity. The record is from RefSeq and is a predicted model, not a curated record. Gene Ontology annotation, biological process: nucleotide metabolic process. The coding region runs from base 1 to 453 and encodes 150 amino acids.
AUGUCCGCUGCCGCUGCUCACGACGCUGCCUGUAUCUUUUGCAAGAUCAUCAAGGGAGAGAUCCCUUCUUUCAAACUCAUUGAGACUAAACAUGCGUACUCUUUCCUCGACAUCCAGCCCAUCGCCGAAGGCCAUGCGUUGAUAAUUCCCAAGUACCACGGUGGUAAGUUGCACAACGUCCCCGACGAGUUUCUAGCUGACGUGCUGCCCAUCGCCAAGAAGCUUGCGCGCGCCUUGGAAGUCGAUAAGGAGGGUCUAGAGAACCCAAUCGGCUACAACCUGCUACAAAACAACGGCAAGAUAGCCCACCAGGUGGUUGACCACGUUCACUUCCAUUUCAUCCCAAAGACGGACGCCAAGACCGGGUUGAUCGUCGGAUGGCCCGCUCAGGAGACGGAUUUCGAGAAACUGGGUCAAUUGCACAAGAAGCUUGUCGCUAGGCUGGAGCAAUAG